GUGUGAGCUGCAGGAACCAGGAGGAGAAGCUGCUCCAGGACCUUAUGACCAACUACAACCGGCACCUGCGUCCAGCCCUGAGCGGGGACCAGGUCAUCGAUGUCACCCUCAAGCUCACCCUCACCAAUCUCAUCUCCCUGAACGAGCGGGAGGAGACCCUCACCACCAACGUCUGGAUCGAGAUGCAAUGGUCCGACUAUCGCCUGCGGUGGGACCCUGAGAAAUAUGACGACAUCCAGACACUGCGGGUGCCCUCCACCAUGGUAUGGCUGCCCGACGUCGUCCUGGAGAACAACAUCGAUGGGACAUUUGAAAUCACUCUCUACACCAACGUGGUAGUGUACGCCGACGGCAGCAUCUACUGGCUGCCCCCAAAAACCCCGGCCUUCUACCGCAGCGUCUGCGUCAUCCACGUCACCUACUUCCCCUUCGACUGGCAGAACUGCACCAUGGUCUUCCAGUCCCAGACGUACAGCGCCAAUGAAAUCAACCUGCUGCUGACGGUGGAGGAAGGGCAGACCGUGGAGUGGAUCUUCAUCGACCCCGAGGCUUUCACAGAGAACGGCGAAUGGGCCAUCAAGCACCGCCCCGCGCGGAAGAUCAUCAAUUCGGAGCAGUUCACACCAGAUGACAUCCAGUACCAGCAGGUCAUCUUCUACCUCAUCAUCCAGCGCAAGCCGCUCUUCUACAUCAUCAACAUCAUCGUGCCCUGCGUCCUCAUCUCUGCCAUGGCCGUGCUGGUCUACUUCCUGCCCGCCAAAGCUGGUGGGCAGAAAUGCACUGUGUCCAUCAACGUUCUCCUGGCCCAGACCGUCUUCCUCUUCUUGAUUGCCCAGAAGGUGCCUGAGACCUCCCAGGCUGUGCCUCUCAUCGGGAAGUACCUGACCUUCCUCAUGGUGGUGACAGUGGUGAUCGUGGUGAACGCUGUCAUUGUCCUCAACGUCUCCCUGAGAACGCCCAACACUCACUCCAUGUCCCAGAGAGUGCGCCAGGUGUGCUUGCACCUCCUGCCCCGUUACCUGGGCAUGCACAUGCCAGAGGAGAUGCCAGGGCCACCGCAAGGCGCCCGGAGACGCAGCUCACUGGGUCUCAUGGUGAAAGCUGAUGAGUACAUGCUCUGGAAAGCCCGGACCGAGCUGCUCUUCGAGAGGCAGAAGGAGAGGGAUGGGUUGAUGAAAACCGUGCUGGACAAGAUUGGUGAUGGUGGCACCCAGGACUUCUGCCAGAGCCUGGCGGAGGCAGGCCCCGAGAUCCGCGCCUGCGUGGACGCCUGCAACUACAUCGCCAACGCCACACGGGAGCAGAACGACUUCAGCAGCGAGAGCGAAGAGUGGAUCCUAGUGGGACAGGUGAUCGACCGCGUCUGCUUCUUCAUCAUGGCCUCCGUCUUCGUGUGUGGCACCGUUGGCAUCUUCCUCAUGGCUCACUUCAACCAGGCGCCCGCCCUGCCCUUCCCCGGGGACCCCAAGCCGUACGUGCCACAGUGA
This is a messenger RNA of Merops nubicus (carmine bee-eater), 1487 nucleotides long. Its product is annotated as acetylcholine receptor subunit gamma-like. Gene Ontology annotation, biological process: chemical synaptic transmission; regulation of membrane potential; monoatomic ion transmembrane transport. Gene Ontology annotation, molecular function: acetylcholine-gated monoatomic cation-selective channel activity; transmembrane signaling receptor activity. Gene Ontology annotation, cellular component: postsynaptic membrane; synapse; neuron projection. The record is from RefSeq and is a predicted model, not a curated record. Lineage: Eukaryota; Metazoa; Chordata; Aves; Coraciiformes; Meropidae.